AUUUCCGGCGGGGGGCCGCGCCCAGUGAGGGCCCGGAAGUGGGUCGCGCGAAGAUUGCUGGGCUGUUCUUGCCGGAAGUGGAGAGCGGCUGUUUGCAGUCCGGAGGUGAGGCAGAACUCCGAGGGCAGAACCAGGAUCAGUGGGUGGAAGUUGCAGGGACGCUGAUUUUACGUCCAUAUAAGGAAGAACUUUUAAAUACUUUGAGCUGUCUGAAUGGAAUGGGCUGCCUCCAGAAGUCUCGUGUUCUCCACACUGAAGGUGGUGCAUUAUGGCUGACAUGCAAAAUCUGGUAGAAAGAUUGGAGAGAGUAGUGGGCCGCCUGGAGGCAGUAUCCCAUGCCUCUGACAUGCACUGUGGGUACGGAGACCGUGAUACAAAAGGAACAGUUCCUUAUGUGCAAGCAUUUGACUCACUGCUUGCUGGUUCCGUGGCAGAGUACCUGAAGAUUAGUAAAGAGAUUGGAGGAGAUGUGCAGAAACAUGCGGAGAUGGUCUACAAAGGUCUAAAGUUGGAGCAAGCUCUCUUGGUUACAGCCUCUCAGUGCCAGCAGCCAGCAGCUGAUAAGCUUUCUGAUUUGCUGGCACCCAUCUCAGAGCAAAUCCAAGAAGUGAUAACCUUGCGGGAGAAGAACCGAGGCAGCAAGUUGUUCAAUCACCUGUCAGCUGUUAGCGAAAGUAUCCAGGCCCUGGGUUGGGUGGCAAUGGCUCCCAAGCCUGGUCCUUAUGUGAAAGAAAUGAAUGAUGCUGCCACAUUUUAUACAAACAGAGUCCUCAAGGAGUACAGAGAUGUGGAUAAGAAGCAUGUGGACUGGGUCAAAGCUUACUUGAAUAUAUGGGCAGAGCUGCAGGCUUACAUUAAGGAGUUCCAUACCACCGGAUUGGCCUGGAGUAAAACGGGGCCUGUAGCAAAAGAACUGAGUGGAUUGCCAUCUGGACCUUCUGCUGGAUCAGGUCCUCCUCCUCCUCCACCAGGCCCACCUCCCCCCCCAGUGCCUACCAGUUCAGGCUCAGAUGACUCUGCUUCACGCUCAGCACUGUUUGCGCAGAUUAAUCAGGGAGAGAGUAUCACACAUGCCCUGAAACAUGUAUCUGAUGAUAUGAAGACUCACAAGAACCCUGCUCUGAAGGCUCAGAGUGGUCCAGUACGAAGUGGCCCCAAACCAUUCUCUGCACCUAAACCAGGAGUCAGCCCAUCCCCCAAACCAGCCAUGAAGAAGGAGCCAGCUCUACUUGAACUGGAGGGCAAGAAGUGGAGAGUGGAAAAUCAGGAGAAUGUUUCCAACCUGGUGAUUGAUGACACAGAGCUCAAACAGGUGGCUUACGUAUACAAGUGUGUCAACUCAACAUUGCAAAUCAAGGGCAAAAUUAAUUCCAUUACAAUAGAUAACUGUAAGAAACUCGGUCUGGUGUUCGACGAUGUGGUGGGCAUUGUGGAGAUAAUCAAUAGUAGGGAUGUCAAAGUUCAGGUAAUGGGUAAAGUGCCAACCAUUUCCAUCAACAAAACAGAUGGCUGCCACGUUUACCUGAGCAAGAAUUCCCUGGAUUGUGAGAUAGUCAGUGCCAAAUCUUCUGAGAUGAAUGUCCUCAUUCCUACAGAAGGCGGUGACUUUAAUGAGUUCCCCGUCCCUGAGCAGUUCAAGACCCUAUGGAAUGGGCAGAAGUUGGUCACCACAGUGACAGAAAUUGCUGGAUAAGCGAAGUGCCACUGGGUUCUUUGCCCUUUCCCUCACAUCAUGGGAUAAAUCUGUAUCAAGACGGUUCUUUUCUAGAUUUCCUCUACCUUUCUGCUCUUAAACUGCUUCUCUGCCUUGAGAAGCACAGCUACCUGCCUUCACUGAAAAUAUACCUCAGGCUGAGAUUUGGGGUGGGAUAGCAGGUCAGUUGAUCUUCUGCAGGAAGGUGCAGCUUUUCCGUAUCAGCUCAACUACAUUGCCAGUCUAUUCUUAAGGAACUACAGACCAGAACUGGCAUGUUUUAGCUUUCAGCCUUUGGGGAUUAUUUAGCCAAAAGCAGUCUCCAGGAAUUAACAGCUCAGAAAGUUCACACAAGUUAAUCUUUUCCUAACAAUGAGCAUGAAGGUAGCAGAAGUUGGUGAUUGCAGCUGUUUAAUUUUUCACUGUUGACAAAUGAGGCAAGGAUUGGACUGGACCAAAGGCUGAAGCUUGGCCAUGUAGCAUUCCAAGCAAAAUUGUUUCCUGUAAGCAAUCCUUUUAUUCUCCAUUCCAUCUUGGCUCUGCCUGAACCUGAGAUAGUAGGUUCUCCUGUACCAGCUGCUGUGGCAGGGCCCUGUACCCAGGCCAGUUAAAGGAGUCUUGGACUCUUUCUGUGGGAUCCUUGCCCAGUACCUUCCAGAGAUGACUUAAAAAGAAAAACACCACACCAUUCUUCUUGCCAUGCUAGGUGCCUGUCAUCCAUCUUCACUGUUUCCUUUGCCCUGUCAUGCUCAACAGCUUUUGGCUUCUGUCCAGGCACCUGAACAAAGGACUAACAUCUCCACUGCAGACUGGUUUUAGGUCUUAUGUAAGACUCUUGCACAGCAUUGCUAAUGUAAAUUUCAGUUUUUCCCUCUAGGACACACACUUACCAAAAUAUGCAACUUUUUUUUGGAAGAGAGAUUGUUCUGUGACUUCUACCCAUUUCCUGAGGCCUGUGGAAAUAAACCUUUAUGUACUUAAAGUUAUACAGAAAAUAGAAUAAAAUUAAUACCAAACUUG
This is a messenger RNA of Pteropus alecto (black flying fox), 2713 nucleotides long. It is a transcript of the gene CAP1, whose product is annotated as cyclase associated actin cytoskeleton regulatory protein 1. The record is from RefSeq and is a predicted model, not a curated record. The transcript has 14 exons. Gene Ontology annotation, biological process: cell morphogenesis; regulation of adenylate cyclase activity; cytoskeleton organization. Gene Ontology annotation, molecular function: adenylate cyclase binding; actin binding. The coding region runs from base 269 to 1693 and encodes 474 amino acids. NCBI's taxonomy places the organism in Eukaryota, Metazoa, Chordata, Mammalia, Chiroptera, Pteropodidae. Gene Ontology annotation, cellular component: cytoplasm.